CAUGUCUGCUUCCCGUACGCCUUUGAAGCACGUGUUCCGGAAAAUCUUUUGCUUGGUAAACUCUCAAAAUGAUAGCAGCAAAUUACUUUUUAAUGUAGGGUUUCUAUUCCAACGGAAUAAUCAUCAUAACCAUACGGGAAACCAGAAGAAAUCGCAUUUGACAACGAUGAAACUCGAAACCCCCGAAUUUAAGUCCAUAUUCACCCCUGAACUGACCAAACUCCAUGACAUCUUCAAAAGACAUGGAUAUGAGUUAAGGGUAGCAGGGGGAGCUGUUCGAGACUUAUUGAUGGGGAAAAGACCAGAAGACUUGGAUUUUGCCACAACAGCAACUCCUGAGGAAAUGAAGAAAAUAUUCACAGAGGAGAAUGUCCGCCUCAUCAAUAACAAAGGAGAAAAGCAUGGAACUAUCACACCCAGGAUUGAUGAUAAGGUGAACUUUGAGAUGGAGAACACUAGACUAGAUGGGACAGUGUAUGACUACUUCAAUGGUGUGGAGGACCUCAGGAAAAGGAGAAUAACCUUUGUUGGAGAUGCAAGGCAAAGAAUUCAGGAGGACUACUUGAGGAUUCUUCGUUACUUCAGGUUCUUUGGGCGUAUCGCAAAUGAGGGAACGACCCAUGAAAAAACUACCUUGGUUGCUAUUCGUGAGAAUGCAUCUGGUUUAGAUAGAAUCUCUGGUGAAAGGAUAUGGGCAGAGAUGAAGAAAAUUCUUACUGGGAAUCAUGCAUCAGAAAUGUUAGAGCUUAUGGUUGACCUUGGAAUCACUCCCCACAUUGGCUUACCAGCUAGAGUGCAGGUUGAUGAAUUGAGGAGGGUCUCCAGAAGAGCACAGGAAAAUGGUUGGAAUCUUCAUGCAGUGACACUUUUGGUAUCCCUUCUUGCCUCAGAGGAAGAGAUGCUGGAGUUGAACAAGCGACUGAAAAUAUCUGCUUUUGAUAGAGACCUUGGGCUCUUCCUUGUGCUGCAUAGGUAUCAAAUUCUUCCUGAUGAGCAGAGGCCUCUGAGACCAUAUCAGUACAUGCUGGUGGAUGCAAAGAGAAUCAAAGACCAUCAUGCUUGGAUCUGUGGCAAAUCCAUGACUCGUGUCAUCAAUGAACUGAAAGACUUGUGGAAGGAGAGUGAUUUCAAGAUGACACAGGAAGAACUGGAGAAUCACAUCCCAGAAAUCGUUGAAAGGAUUGGAAUUCAGCCUAGAGCAAGCUGAGAUAUGUUACUCUAUUACAUUGUGUCUGUGAUUUUGGUAUCCUUGCAUUGUUCUGCACUCAAGGC
Messenger RNA from Darwinula stevensoni, 1272 nucleotides. The record is from the annotation of a GenBank genome assembly. Lineage: Eukaryota; Metazoa; Arthropoda; Ostracoda; Podocopida; Darwinulidae.